Nomascus leucogenys (northern white-cheeked gibbon) is the source of this 1985-nucleotide messenger RNA. Its product is annotated as GIPC PDZ domain containing family member 3. The record is from RefSeq and is a predicted model, not a curated record. Gene Ontology annotation, molecular function: protein binding. Lineage: Eukaryota; Metazoa; Chordata; Mammalia; Primates; Hylobatidae.
UCGGCCUCCCAAAGUGCUGGGAUUACAGACGUGAGCUACCGCUCCGGGCCUGUCCCUGUCCUUAUUUGUGGUCCCUGUUCUUCCAGGGUCCUGAGCUCGGGCCCCCCCGGACUGCGGGUAUCCCCGAGGAGGGCGCAGCUAGCCCUGGCAGGGCCCGGACACCUGGGGCCCGACCCACCCCUGCGCACCCCGCGGUGUCGCCUUCCCGGGCGGCUCGGGUUCCCGGAUCCCCUUACCCGGGCGUCUCGGCUGUCGCGCCCUGGGCCGGGGGAGGGGAGGCUGCAGGAAGCUGCGGAUCCGGCGGCGGCGGCGAGGGCCCGGGUGGGUGGCCGAACUUCUCCCGCCAUGGAGGGAGCAGAGGCCCGGGAGGCCCGGGGCGCCGAGACCCCGCGCGCGUCUGCGUCCCCGCCCGCGCCCUCGGAGCCCCCGGCCGCGCCCCGCGCCCGCCCGCGCCUCGUCUUCCGCACGCAGCUGGCGCACGGGAGCCCCACCGGCAAGAUCGAGGGCUUCACCAACGUCCGCGAGCUAUACGCCAAGAUCGCUGAAGCCUUCGGGAUCGCGCCCACCGAGAUUUUAUUCUGCACCCUCAACAGCCACAAAGUGGACAUGCAGAAGCUCCUCGGGGGCCAGAUAGGCCUGGAGGACUUCAUCUUUGCCCAUGUGCGAGGCGAGACCAAGGAGGUGGAGGUCACUAAGACAGAGGACGCUCUGGGGCUGACCAUCACGGACAACGGGGCUGGCUACGCCUUCAUCAAGAGAAUCAAGGAAGGCAGUAUCAUCAACCGGAUCGAGGCAGUGUGCGUGGGUGACAGCAUCGAAGCCAUCAACGACCACUCCAUUGUGGGCUGUCGCCACUACGAGGUGGCCAAGAUGCUGCGGGAGCUGCCCAAGUCCCAGCCCUUCACCCUGCGCCUGGUGCAGCCCAAGAGGGCCUUCGAUAUGAUUGGCCAGAGAAGCCGGUCCAGCAAAUGUCCCGUAGAGGUGAAAGUGACCAGUGGGAGGGAGACCCUGCGGCUUCGUUCUGGGGGGGCUGCCACAGUGGAGGAAGCGCCCAGUGAGUUUGAGGAGGAGGCAUCCCGGAAGGUUGAUGACCUGCUGGAAAGCUACAUGGGCAUUCGGGACCCCGAGCUGGCGUCCACCAUGGUGGAGACGUCCAAGAAGACAGCCAGCGCCCAGGAGUUUGCACGCUGUUUAGACUCCAUCUUGGGCGAGUUCGCCUUCCCCGACGAGUUUGUGGUGGAAGUGUGGGCCGCCAUCGGCGAGGCCAGAGAGGCCUGUGGCUAGUCUGCCCUGGGGGGGCCCAGCACAGCCCCAGCCCGGAGCCCAGCCCCCUGCCCCGGGCCGGCUCCAGAACCCAGCCCAGAUCGGAGGACAAGUUCCUCUCUAGAACCCAAUCCAAUCUGGAGCCCCAGCCCAACUCCAGAACCCAGCCCUUCUCUAGAAUCCAGCCCAGAUCUGAGGCCAAGCUCUGUGCUAGAGCCCAGGCCAGCUCUGAGACCGAGCCCAGCAUUGAGAAUAAGCCCUGUUCUAAAACUCAGGCCAGCUCCGAGGCCAAGCCCAGCUCUAGAACUCAGAUGAGCUUUGAGACCGAGCCCAGCAUUGAGACCAAGCCCUGUUCUAGAACUCAGGCCACCUCUGAAGCCAGCCCAGCUCUAGAACCCAGAUGGUCUCUGAGACCAUGCCAGCUCUAGACUCGAGGCUCUGAACCAAGCCCAGCAUUGAGACCAAGCCCUCUUCUAGAACUCAGGCCAGCUCUGAGGCCAAGCCCAGCUCUAGAACCCAGAUGGGCUCUGAGACCAUGCCCAGCUCUAGAACUCGGAUAGACUCUGAGCCCAGCAUUGAGCCCAAGCCCUGUUCUAGAACGCAGGCCAGCUCUGAGGCCAAGCCCAGCUCUAGAAUCCAGAUGGGGUCUGAGACUAAGCUCAGCUUUAGACUCAGAUGAACUCUGAGACGAGCCCAGUAUGAGACAAGCCCUGUCUAGUCCA